Messenger RNA from Hemicordylus capensis (graceful crag lizard), 3871 nucleotides. It is a transcript of the gene NIT1, whose product is annotated as nitrilase 1. NCBI's taxonomy places the organism in Eukaryota, Metazoa, Chordata, Lepidosauria, Squamata, Cordylidae. The transcript has 7 exons. The record is from RefSeq and is a predicted model, not a curated record. Bases 210 to 1190 code for a protein of 326 amino acids. Gene Ontology annotation, molecular function: hydrolase activity, acting on carbon-nitrogen (but not peptide) bonds, in linear amides.
GCUUUCCAGCAGCCCACUUCCGGCGUGCCCUCUUUUCAGCGGAAUCUAGCCUUUUCCUAGCUCUAAUGCUUCCAAGGCGCGGCGUCUGUCCGCCAUGUUUAGAAUGGGCAGCGCUGUCCCUGAGGCGCCAUCUUUGUUAGGGGGCGGAUCGACUUCCGGGCUGCCCUUUUGAACCUGAUCCUCGUGGGAGAGCUUCUCUUUUUUGGCUCAUGCUGAGAACAGUGCUCCAGAAACCUUUGCAGAUUUUCCCCCAGGCUGCAAAACAGUCUCCAGGGAUCAGAAGCCAAACGCUCAGCCAUAGAUUCAGAGCUAUGUCGGCAGGCGCCCUGACGCCUCUCAUCGCCGUCUGCCAGGUGACCAGCACCCCCGACAAAGAGCACAACUUCGCCUGCUGUUCGCAACUUGUCCGGCAGGCUGCCCAGAGAGGCGCCUGCGUCGUCUUCCUCCCAGAGGCCUUUGACUUCAUUGGCAGCAGCGUCGAGGAGACCCUGAGCCUGGCUGAGCCCUUGGAAGGGGAUCACGUCCAGCGUUACGUCAGCCUGGCCAGGGAAUGUGGGGUCUGGCUGUCGCUCGGAGGCUUCCACGAGAGGGGAAAGGACUGGGAGAGCACGCGGCGGAUCUAUAACUGCCACCUCCUCCUGGAUCCCAAAGGAGCCCUGGUGGCCGCCUACCGGAAGACCCACCUCUUUGACGUGGAGCUGGAGGGCCGCGUGUCCUUGAGGGAGAGCGCCUUCACCAACCCGGGGCCCCAGAUCGUGCCGCCGGUCGACACCCCGGCCGGAAAGGUUGGCCUCGCCGUCUGCUAUGACCUCCGCUUCCCGGAAAUCUCCCUCGCCCUGGCCCGGGACGGGGCGGAGAUCCUCACCUACCCGUCAGCCUUCACAACCACCACCGGCGCCGCCCACUGGGAGGUCCUGCUGCGGGCCCGUGCCAUUGAGACCCAGUGCUACGUGGUUGCCGCCGCCCAGACGGGCCAGCACCACGACCGCCGGACCUCCUACGGCCACGCCCUGGUGGUCGACCCCUGGGGCAGCGUCGUCGCCCAGUGCCAGGAGGGGCCGGGCCUCUGCCUUGCCCAGAUCGACCUCGCCUACCUGCGCCGCAUCCGGGAGGAGAUGCCCGUCUUUCGCCAUCGCCGGCCUGACCUCUAUGGGCAAGUGGCCGCCUUGAGGGACUUGCCGCCGGUCUGACCUGAGUGCCAGGUGCACAGGGUGCUCUCGGCAGCAGCCGGGCUGGCUUCUGCAUCGAGAACACCCACCCCACUGGGCCGCACCAAGAGAAUCAGCCUCUCCCCUGCACCGUUCCGGCGGGAUCCAACAGGACACGUGAUUUUGGGUAUGGGGGGGCCUCCUUUUGGGAUGGGUGGGAGGCAUUCCCAAGCCUCCUCCACGAGCUUGGCCUCGUGACUUCUCUCCUUGCAGCAAAAGGGCUCCCCCACCCAGGGCUGCACAACUUUGGCCCUCCAGGGAUUUUAGGACUACAACUCCCAUCAUCCCCUGCCACAGCAGCUAAUAGCAAGGGAUGGUGUGAGUUGAGUCCAGUAUCAUCAGGAGGGCCAACGUCAUGCGAUAUGUUGCCGGACAAAAUACAAAGUGCUGGUUAUUACCUUCAAAGCCCUGAACGGCUUGGGUCCGAGAUAUCUUAGAGAGCGCCUUCUUUUACAUGAUCCCCACCGCACGUUAAGGUCAUCUGGGGAGGUCCGUCUCCAGUUACCACCGGUGCGUCUGGUGGCGACUCAGAGGCGGGCCUUCUCUGUGGCUGCUCCUGGGCUGGGGAAUACACUCCCUGCAGAAAUCUGUAAUCUUAAUUCUUUGCUGUCCUUCAAGAGAGCCCUUAAAACAUAUCUGUUUGGCCUGGCCUUUCAGGGUUUCUAAUUUAGUUUUAACUGUUUUAAUCUUAACCUGGUUCUCAGGGUUUUAAUGGUUUUGAUAGUUUAAUUGUUUUUAAAGAUGUUUUUAAAUUUGAUUAUAUUUUUAUUUCUAUUUUAAUUGUUUUUAAUGAUUUCUGUUUUUUAAUUGUAAACCGCCCUGAGCCAGCUUGGAAGAGCAGUAUAAAAAUCGAAUAAAUAAAUAAAUAAAUAAAUAAAAAUAAAUAAAAUGCUGACCGGCCUUAGGCUUCCUCCUUCCCCCAAAGAUUGAUGAAACAGGCACCCUCCUUGAUUUUCGGAAUAAGAUUGACACUUCCUGGGAUAUUUUUUUGGAGGUUUGAAUCUGGAAUAGCCCUUCCCUUGAAAUAGACAUUUUUGUUCAAACGGGGGCCACCUUGUCGGUCUGUGGCCUCUUGGGCUACGAAAAGAUGGCGCCUUUCCCUACUCUCGGUUCUCCUGAGCUGUAACUGGAUGUGUUUAUCCUGCUGCCAUCUUAGUGGCUUUAUGAAAGGAAUAUACUCAUUUUUCAAUGGAUCUUGUUAGAUUGUGAUACAUAGAUCCUAGUCUGCUUAGUUUUGUGCCUUACUCCCAUAUCCCCAAAGGCCAUUGUGGCUGGGAUGAUGGGAACUGUAGUCCAACACCACCCUCCAUCGGCAAAGAAGAACGGAACAGAGUCUUACGACACCCACGGCCUCACCUUGAUGGGAAUAUGCGUUUUCGUGGGCAAAAAGCCACCGUGCCAGAUACGUGAGGUCAUCGGUGGAAAGCUCAGCUCUCUACUGGGCGCCUGGUCCUAGUGCCUGAAAGCCGUAGGUCCAGCGUUCCUUGCCAGAGGAACUCCCAGAUAUUGCCGACUACAACUCCCAUCACCCCCAGCUGCAAUGGCCUUUGGCUGGUGAAUAAUGGGAGCGGUAGUCCCCAACCAAACGCCGCCAGACCUCUCAAUACAUCCCGUACGUCUUCCGGGCAAUUGUUUUUGGGGUGUGCUUACGGUGACCAGAAGAACUACCCUUGUGGGAAAGAAAAACCAGAGACCACCUCUCUGGAGUCCCAGCAACUUCGCAAGGGUCCUAGGAAGGAUGGACCGAGACAGGGGCAUGCAGGUGAGCAACACACAGACCCGGCAGCACGGAUAAAAGGCAGAAGAUUUUCUUUGUUUUAAUUACUGUUUGGAGGAAAACAAAAGCUACACUGGGAUAUGACCAGUUAUACUGGAAGUUCCUUUCUUUUAAAAAAUACAGAAGUCAACAAUUUUUUUUUUACACAAAUCUGUGCCAGGGUUGCCUGGAAAUAACAGAGAGAGAGAGAGAGUGUGUGUGUAUGUGUAUGUGUGUGUGCACGAGGUGGGGGCGGGGGAGAGGAGAAAAGGGGUGGGGGCUGCAUCCUUUAGCCGAAAUGCCCCCCUGGCGUAGGAAAGACAGACACUUGCACAUGGAAUGGCGCAUUCCAGCCGGACCGGGCGGUGGCCACCUGGGCGCUAUCGGCUUGCUGCAGAACAGAGUGGUUUCAGCACUCCCCGGACCGUACCAAUUUCAGGCUGCAGAGGGGGUGGUUGCAUCUUGGGGUUCCUGCCACGCCCAACAGAACAGCCUGCAACACAGAAGGCUAGGCUAAAAGGGCUCUCCUUUUAACUUCGGCUUAAUUAAAAAAAAAAAAAAAGCGAGUCAGAAGUGAACUUUAAGAGUUCAUAGCAAACCAGAUAGAGAGAAGGGGGGGGGAGGCAGGACCAUAAAAUAAACACACAGAUAAAGUAUUAAGAGCUACCAGCAUCGCCAGCUUUCGACAGGCCAAUGCUUUUGUGGGAAGAGCAAGGACUUGACUAAAUCCCCCCGCAAGCUGAAAUGGUACGAUCCGACAGGGUGGGGGAAAUACCACUGGGUUCCAGGGUCCAGGCAAGACCGUUGCGGCCACCCCCCCAUUGUUUAAAUGAGAUCAGAAAUGGAAACCAGCACAAUACGUGUCAAGCAACCAACCCCCAAAAAUAAAAUUCAGAAGCAAAACCAA